Molecule: messenger RNA, 3243 nt
Organism: Rhodamnia argentea
Lineage: Eukaryota; Viridiplantae; Streptophyta; Magnoliopsida; Myrtales; Myrtaceae
Product: probable RNA-dependent RNA polymerase 5
Exons: 19
Coding region: 60-3050 (996 amino acids)
Biological process (GO): siRNA processing
Cellular component (GO): nuclear RNA-directed RNA polymerase complex
Molecular function (GO): RNA-directed RNA polymerase activity
Source: RefSeq, a predicted model, not a curated record
AAACUCAGAAAUCGCUCACUCUCUCUCUCUCGCGCGCGCGGACUCACUCGUCGAUCGCCAUGGACACUCCUACUCCUUCCUCUCCUUCCGCUUCGCCUUCGCAGUUCGUGCCGCUUCCUCUUUCCAUCGAGGACGCUAUGCGCCGAAUCUGCAUUGAUCAGAACCAGCCUCCCCCGAACGUGUCGACUCGGAGAAAGCUCGCUUCACUCAGCGAAGAGGCCGCGCUUCGGGUCCUGAGGUCGACCGCCGCGACGAAAAUCAAGUGGUCCAUUGACGGUUUGAUCUCCCGCAUUAUCGAAAACGGCAGCGGCUUUUCCUCUUCGCCGUCUCCGACGAAGAUCGCUCGCGUGUCGUUGAAUGAUCAAAGUCCGGCCCGUUCUUCUGUGAUGAAGUCGCGCGACAAUGGAUUUGCAAGCUCUCCUGUGCGAGAUCAACAGGUUGGAAGUCUGAGACUUUUUCCAAGCUUGGCAAAUGGGAAUGGAAAAGCAGUUAACCCCCACCUGAAUGCUCUGAGUGAACUGGAGUUUAGAAAAGCAUUUCUCAUUCUAAACUACGUUGGGGAAGGAAAGCUUGAAGAUGCCAUAGACAGUGAUAGGAUUCGACUGCUGAAAGAUGUCAGAAUGAUCGAAUUUGAGGAAGCGGUCUGGAAUGCCGUUGGACAGUUUCAUGUUAAGAAAGAUGAACGUUGUAAGUAUGUUGACUGGGAUUCUGGAAAGACACACUUCUACCACUGUAACAUUUCAACGCAGGGGUGUUAUCGUUUUAAAGGUCCUUACCUUGAUAAGAAGAAAACAGUGUUACAAAAGGCCCUAGGAGACGAGAAUGUUCUCCUUGUCAAGUUGGCAGAAGAAACAACGGAUAAAAGCCGCAGACCGAUUGGUUCUGCUGAUUUUACAGUAUAUAAAAAGAUUGCAAAAGAAGGGAUUCCUGUCGGUUCCCGUCGAUACAAGUUCUUCGUGUUUAAGGAUGGAGGCAAAGAAGAGAAGAAAAGAGACCCUACUACGUCCUCUGUAAAGUGUUACUUUGUUUGCAUGGAGUGCGAGGCACUUAGGGAAAAGAAAACAGUUCAUGAAGCAAGAUGCUUCUUCAUGCAUGCACAUACAGUGUCCAGCAUAUCCCGCUAUAUGAUACGGUUGUCUCUCAUCUUGUCCAAAACCGAAAGCUUGGAAGUUGACUGGGAUCUUGUGACGAUUGAGACAAUUAAGGAUGAGGAGUGCAAGGAUAAAGAUGGAAAUUCCAUCUAUGAUAAGAAGGGAAAGCCACUUAUACAUACCGAUGGAACUGGAUUUGUAUCUGAGGACAUAGCUUCGAAGUGUCCUGGAAAUAUAUUUAAGGGAAGCAGUGUGCCAACUCCUGCUUUUGAGAGGUUUGCUGGCUGCAGUGACAAUGAGCAGAAACGUAGGGAGGGCAUAUGUGAACCGCCUUUGCUGAUUCAGUUCCGUCUAUUCAAUGAUGGUAGAGCCGUCAAGGGUACUCUUCUGCUUAACAAGCAACUCCCUCCUCAUACAAUUCAUAUUCGACCGUCCAUGAUCAAGGUUGAAAAGGAUCCUAAGCUUUCAGAUAUCAGGACAGUUGAUUCACUGGAAAUAGUAGCAACAAGCAAUAAACCAAGAACUGCAUAUCUUUCAAAGAUUUUGAUUGCACUCUUAAGCUAUGGAGGGGUCCCGAAUGAAUUUUUUUUGGACAUGCUGCAGAAUGCUCUGGGAGAUGCAAAUGGUGUCUUCUCUGGAAAACGAGCAGCUUUAAAAGUUUCGGUGAACCAUGGUGAUAUGGAUGGUUUCAAUGUAGCUAGAAUGAUCUUAUCUGGGAUUCCUUUGGACGAAUCAUACCUACAGCAUCGUCUGUCCAUACUGAUGAAGAUGGAAAAGAAGAAUUUGAAAGGAGGAAGGAUUCCUAUUUCAGAUUCUUACUAUCUAAUGGGGACAGCCGAUCCCACAGGAAUUCUUAAAAGUGAUGAAGUUUGUAUCAUCCUUGACAGUGGACAAAUUUCAGGGAAGGUAUUAGUAUACCGGAAUCCUGGUCUGCAUUUUGGAGAUAUUCAUGUUUUAAAUGCUACAUAUGUGGAAGAUUUGGAGACAAAAGUGGGAAAUUCCAAGUAUGCCAUAUUUUUCCCUACUAGUGGACCACGUUCCUUGACCGAUGAAAUAGCUGGUGGGGAUUUGGAUGGGGAUGUGUAUUGGGUUUCAAGGAAUCCUCAGCUGUUGAAAUAUUUUACACCCAGCAAGCCAUGGGAAUCAGCUUCUGCAGCAAGAGACGUGAACUGCAAGAAGCCAAGUGACAUAUCUUUUGAGGAGUUGGAGGAUGAGUUAAUUGGUUUAUGGUUGAACAACAGAUUUAACCCAAGUUACACAGUGAGUGCUGCUGCUGAUAGUUGGCAGGCACUGAUGGAUCGUCUUCUAACACUCAGUUGUGAUGAAGUUGAUGAAAAACAUCGCGUGGAGAUGAAUCUUUGUCAAUUGGUUGACAUAUACUAUGAUGCCUUGGAUGCUCCUAAGAAUGGUGGAAUGCAGAUUGAACUUCCCAAAGUUUUGAAGGCAGAAAUUUUCCCACAUUACAUGGAAAAGGAUAAAUCCUUUCACUCCAAUUCUAUCCUCGGAUUGAUUUUUGAUGCAGUAGAAUCAUACCAGGCUGAAAAUCAGACUGGCAAAGGGAUUUGGAAGAUUCCCUAUUUUGAUGUGGAAAUCCCGAGAGACUGCCGAAUGGAGUGGGAAAGACGCUACAAGGAAUAUAGAAACCAGAUGGUAGCUGCUUUGGGGGAAGGGGGAGAAGUCAAGAAUUCCUCCGCAGAUGAAGUUAUAAAGAAAUAUAAACAGUUGCUAUAUAGUGCACCAGAGUUCGAAGAGAGCCCGAGGAAGCCAGAAGAUAUUUUUAAUGAAGCUCUCGCAAUCUAUAACACGGUGUACGACUAUGCAAUGCAAUGGAAUGACAUCGGCAAAUGCGGAUUCGCUUGGAAAGUUGCGGGGCCUGCACUCUGCCGGUAUUAUGCCAUGCGGCAGGAGCAGAAGUCAAUUGUCUGCCUGCCCUCAGUUCUAAAGGAAGUCUUCAGUUGAAACUUAACAUUGGCUCGGACAAUGUCGUAAUUUGGUGUAUAAUUAGGUUCGUUGGUCGCCUCGUCAGUGGAGAAAAAGUUCUGUGAGAGCCACGGAUUGCGCAGUUUGUGCAAAAGUAAGUUAUGGUGUUGGAAUUGUUCCCCGCAUCAUGUGAUUAGCGCCUUGACCGUGCUCGAGGCAUGUACGUAAGUUU